Messenger RNA from Cucumis melo (muskmelon), 1835 nucleotides. RefSeq names its product ubiquitin carboxyl-terminal hydrolase 3. Gene Ontology annotation, biological process: protein deubiquitination. Gene Ontology annotation, molecular function: cysteine-type endopeptidase activity; cysteine-type deubiquitinase activity. Bases 366 to 1553 code for a protein of 395 amino acids. Gene Ontology annotation, cellular component: nucleus; cytosol. NCBI's taxonomy places the organism in Eukaryota, Viridiplantae, Streptophyta, Magnoliopsida, Cucurbitales, Cucurbitaceae. The transcript has 8 exons. The record is from RefSeq and is a predicted model, not a curated record.
UCGAUUGUUGGUGUUUGUUUUAAUUCCAAACCAGUCCUUCUCUUCUCUUCCUUCCUUCCUUCGGCUUCCUUCGUUCUUCGUUCUUCGUUCUUCUUCUUCGCCCAAACCCUCGUUUCCAAUCUUCCUUCACUCUCUGCAAUCACAAUUUCUUCGAACGAAUCUCCAGCUCAGCUAUUUCACGCUCACAAAAACCCUACAAUUUUCAUUCAACUACGAGACGAACCCACUACUCUCUCAACCAACAGAUUUCUUUUCUUUUCUUUCUUUUCUUUAUUUUUUUCCUCUUUCAUUUUCUUUUUCACAUGGCGACCAAUUUCCUGAUUAAGAUCUGAGUCCCCUUUGAUUCUUUGACUUCGACCACGCGGAUGGGUGCUACUGGCUCUAAGCUCGAGAAGGCUCUCGGUGACCAGUUCCCUGAAGGCGAGCGCUACUUCGGCCUUGAAAAUUUUGGCAAUACUUGUUACUGUAAUAGCGUCUUGCAGUUGUCUUCGGAAUCCACGCUCAUAUUUGUAGUAUUGGGAUUUGGGCGACGAAUUGAAACGGUGAUUCCUUGGUUUGAUGCACUGUAUUUUUGUGUUCCUUUUCGUGAGCAAUUGCUAGAUUAUUACUCAAACAGCAAAAGUAUUGGAGAUGCAGAGGAAAACCUCUUAACAUGCUUAGCAGAUUUGUUCACCCAGAUUAGUUCCCAAAAGAAAAAAACUGGUGUAAUUGCUCCAAAGCGCUUUGUUCAGAGAUUGAAAAAACAGAAUGAGAUAUUCCGUAGUUAUAUGCACCAAGAUGCUCAUGAAUUUUUGAACUUUUUGCUCAACGAACUUGUUGACAUACUGGAGAAAGAGGCACAUGCUAUUAAAAGUGAUGCAGAAAGUUCAUCACCAUCUGAAAAAAUUUCAAAUGGUCCCAAGACUGGUCAGGCAAAUGGUGCUCAAAAAGAGCCGUUGGUGACUUGGGUCCAUAAAAAUUUUCAGGGUUUACUAACUAAUGAGACAAGGUGUUUGCGGUGCGAGACAGUUACAGCAAGGGACGAAACUUUUCUGGACUUGAGUCUUGAUAUUGAACAGAAUAGCUCAAUAACUAGCUGUUUAAAAAAUUUCAGUUCCACCGAGACAUUGAAUGCGGAGGACAAGUUUUUCUGCGACAAGUGCUGCAGUUUGCAAGAAGCACAGAAGAGGAUGAAGAUUAAGAAACCACCUCAUAUCCUUGUCAUUCAUCUGAAGCGGUUUAAAUAUAUCGAGCAGCUUGGCCGCUAUAAAAAGCUGUUAUACAGAGUUGUUUUCCCUCUUGAGCUGAAGCUUAGCAACACGAUGGAGGAUGCGGAUUCUGAGUACUCUUUGUUUGCUGUUGUGGUUCAUGUUGGAAGUGGACCCAACCACGGACACUAUGUUAGUCUUGUGAAAAGCCAUAACCACUGGUUAUUUUUUGACGACGAAAAUGUGGAAAUGAUUGAUGAGUCUGUUGUGCAGACAUUCUUUGGAUCUGCACAGGAAUAUUCUAGUAAUACUGAUCAUGGCUACAUCUUAUUCUACGAGAGCAUUGGUACUGGCAACAAGAGCUGAUAAUUGGAGAAUUCCCAUAUCAUCAGCCGUCGGGUAAUUUAAAAUUCGACUCUUGCUUUUUUGGGUUCGCAUGUUUAUUAAUGUUAUUAUUACUUUUCUUUUAUCUUUUUCUUUUUUCCUUUUUAUAACACCAUUGGGAAGAGCUGUGAAAUAUUAUUGAUGUUAUGGACUGAAAAAAUGUAUACAUGUUCGGUUGCCAGUUUGGCAUAUAUAGUGUACGGCGGCAGCUUUUCUUUUCCCCUUUCAAUAAGUGAAAAGAGAGCAAUGUAUGAUGUUUAUGAA